Bacillus rossius redtenbacheri is the source of this 3249-nucleotide messenger RNA. Its product is annotated as proto-oncogene tyrosine-protein kinase receptor Ret. Gene Ontology annotation, biological process: cell surface receptor protein tyrosine kinase signaling pathway; positive regulation of kinase activity; protein phosphorylation. Lineage: Eukaryota; Metazoa; Arthropoda; Insecta; Phasmatodea; Bacillidae. Gene Ontology annotation, cellular component: plasma membrane; signaling receptor complex; axon. The record is from RefSeq and is a predicted model, not a curated record. The coding region runs from base 121 to 3249 and encodes 1042 amino acids. The transcript has 19 exons. Gene Ontology annotation, molecular function: calcium ion binding; ATP binding; transmembrane receptor protein tyrosine kinase activity.
CUCUCGCUGCACCCGAGCUCAGGGGAGCUGCUACUCGCCGCGCCUCCCGCAGGUAGCGGCGAGCACCAGUGGACGGCGGUGGUGGAGGCGUCAGAGUCUCCGCUGGGCCCCGCCGCCAAGAUGAAGGUCAGCGUCGUACUGAAAGACGCGGCGGACUCCGACAAGGACGUGUCCGCUCUGUGCUUCUGGCAGCACGCGGAGUACUCUGUGUUCGAGAACCGGCCAGCCACUGUCCUAGGUCCUCUGGGCCCCGCGUUCUACUCCCUGGACGCCACUCAGCUCAACUACACUCUCCUGAAUGGCUCGCAGUACGCAGGGGUGGAGCUGCUGCCGGGGUCCCAGGGCUGGACUCUGAGCACCAGGCCCGACCUGGACAGGGACUCGCUGAGCCCGGGACCCCAGCUGCGCCUGAGGGUCGCCUGCUCAGCCCCGGGCGGUGGCCGGAGCGCUGAGGCCACGCUGACUGUCUCCAUCAGGGACGAGGACGACAACCCACCGGCGGCUCAGGAGCCGGGCCAGCUGGACGUGGGCAUCAGGGCCGGCAGCCUCAGCAAGGGAGAGGAGCUCAGCGCCAACGUGGUGCUGGUGGACGCCGACACGGUCCGCGCCAACACCUUCCAGGCGCUGCUGGAGGGAGACCAGGCCGGUCUGCUGGAGCUGCUGCCGCCCACAGAGUUCGAGGACGACAGUGGCAUCGUGCCGCGCACAGCCCUGCACAUCAAGCUGCGGGCCGCGGCAAACGCCAGCCUGCCUUCUUCGCCCUACUCCGUGAAGGUCAAGGUCACAGACACCUCCAUGGUGCCACGCCACAACGUCGCCAAUCACGCGGAGGUGUCCCUGCGGCUGCGGCGCGAGGACGCCGCCCCCAGGCGCGCCGGGGGCGGCGGGUCCCGGCGCGAGCGGCCGGCGCCCGCCCCCGACUACCCGCCGCGCGUGUGGCUGUACCGCGGCGCCAGCGCCUACUCGCGCGUCGCGACCCCCCGCCACCCCGCCGGCGCCUCCUUCAGCCUGGCGCAGGGCGGCCAACUGUUCGGCGUGACGCCGCGCGGCGGCAUCCUGUACGUGGCGCGCGUCGAGGCGCUGCAGGCGGCCCCGCCCGCAGUCACGGUGCAGGUGAGGGCGGAGCAGCCCGGCAGGCCGGCUGCUCUCCUGCAGCUGGAGGUGCAGCUGCUGGGCGAGGCAGCUGGGCCCUGCCAGCUGGCGCACGGCUCGGCCUCCGACUGGAGCCGCGAGUACUGCUCGGAGCAGCGCCGCGCCAGCGCCUGCGCCAGGACCUGCGGCUUCGCCAGCGCCGCGGGCCAGCGCUCGCCCGCCAGGUACCAGGCGGGCUGCCAGUGGCGCACCAGCAGGAGGGGGCAGGCGGGCUACGCCACGUGCUCGCCCUCGCUGGACACGUGCCCUGACGGCACGUGCGACGCCCUGGAGAAGAUGCAGCGCAACAUCUGCCCGCAGGACUGCAACUCGAGCCGCUUCUUCGACUCGGACCGCCUGCUGAGCGGCCAGCCGGGCUACCUGAGCGGCGACAUCGCGUGCUGGUGCGAGGCGGACGGCACGUGCCUCUGCCUGCCCCAGGAGCCCGACGGCCUCGCCAAGAGACCCACGGCCGCCCCCGCCGCCGCCGCCGCCUCCGAGACCCCGACACCGCCCCCGGGGGCGGCGCGCAUCCGCCAGGCGGGCGCCGCAGUUCGGCCCGUGCAGUGCGGAGCUGACUGCGUGGUGGGGGUGACGGCCGCCUGCCUGCUCGUGGUGUUGUCCGCCGCGGGCGCCUGCGUCCUCUGGAGGCUGCGGUGCGUGGGCCGGGCGCGGCGCGCCAGGAAGUGCCCCGCCGGGCCCAUGACGGCGGCCUCAGGGGCGCGCGCAGACUACCUGGAGGGCGCGAGGCAGCCCUUGGACGGCCUGCUGUCGCCCUUCGACCCAAGCCUGCCGCUGUCGCCCGCCGACCCGCGCGCCGCGCCCGACCCGAAGUGGGAGUUCCCCCGCGCGCGGCUGGUCGUGGAGCAGACCCUGGGCGAGGGGGAGUUCGGCCGCGUCUUGCGGGCCCGCGCCCUGGACAUCGGCGGCCGCCCCGGCUACACGACGGUGGCCGUCAAGACCUUGAAGGAGGGCGCGAGCUCCCCGGAGCUGGCAGACCUGCUGUCCGAGUACCAGCUGCUGAAGGACGUGUCGCACCCCAACGUCAUCAGGCUGCUAGGGGCUUGCACGGGGCCCGGCGCGCCCGUCUACCUCAUCAUCGAGUUCGCCGAGCACGGCUCGCUCAGGAACUACCUGAGGAGGAGCAGGCACGUGGAGUCCGAGGGCAAGAUCCCCAACUCGUUCGGGCCGAGCGACGCGAACCCGUCCGCGAACCACGCGGAGCAGCUGUCCACCACCCCCAGGGACAUCCUCUCGUUCGCCUGGCAGAUCAGCAAGGGCAUGGCGUACCUGAGCGAGAUAAAGCUGGUGCACCGCGACCUGGCGGCCAGGAACGUGCUGGUGGCCGCCGGCCGCAUCUGCAAGAUCUCCGACUUCGGGCUGACGCGCGACGUCUACGAGGACGACGCCUACCUCAAGAGGAGCAAAGGCCGCGUGCCGGUCAAGUGGAUGGCCGUGGAGUCGCUGGCCGACCACGUCUACACCAGCAAGUCGGACGUGUGGAGCUUCGGCGUGCUGCUGUGGGAGCUGGUGACCUUGGGGGCCUCGCCCUACCCGGGGGUCGCCGUGCACAACCUCUUCCACCUGCUGCGCGCCGGCUACCGCAUGGAGCGGCCCGAGAACUGCUCCGCGCAGCUGUACCGGGUGAUGCGGAGCUGCUGGCAGGGCGAGCCCGGCUCGCGGCCCUCCUUCAAGGAGCUCGUGAUGCUGCUGGAGAGGAUGCUGGAGGACGGCGUGGAGUACCUGGACCUGAACCCGCGCGUCGUGCACAAUCGGGCCUACUUCUCCUCGCCGGCCGGCGACCAGCUGCCCGCCGACGGGGACGAGGAGGACGACGUGCGGUACGGCAACCUCAGCCUGCUGCGGUCCGAGUCGACGACGCCGCUGGUGGCGGCGGAGGCGGGCCCGCGCGGGCGCCUGGGCAGCGUGCCCGAGGAGGAGAACACACCCGGGGCGACCCCGCGCGCCGACCAGGCCCGCCUGCUGCGCUACCAGAACCAGGACGCCGCCUACCUCAGCCCCGUGCGCCGACCGUCGCCCGCCUACGUCAGCAUGACCGGCAGCCCUGCCGCCGCCGCCGUCGUCGCCGCCGGGCCCACGUCGCAGACACACUUCUGA